UCUAUAGCGCACUGUAGAUGCCUUAGAUCCCUACCGACUCUCGCAGACGCUGGAUCGCGAAUAGAUCCUCGUUGCUUCUCGCGGCGUUCAUCGAUUUCCCCGGCGGAUCUCCAAGUUCGAAGAAACGUUGAGUGUUCUAUGGUGGCGUAUCGUGGCUGACAAGUGACCGGAAGUCGGGAGAACACUAGAAAAUGGUACCAUUGAAAGAAUACGUUUGCCGACUGUCGCCGGAAGAGAGGGAGUACGUGGCGGAACAUUUGAACGAGACGGACGAGAACAGAACGGAGAAAAUUGAGGAACUUAGACAGUGGAUCUUGGAAAAUACCGAAAUUCAUUCACAAACUGACGACUUCUUUCUGCUGCGCUUCCUGCGAGCCAGCAAGUUCAACAUGGAGAAAGCGAAGAGCAAGCUGCAAAAUUACUGCAAGCAGAGGGACACGCUCCCGGAAUGGUACAGCAACAGGAACCCGUUUCUGCCGGAGCUGCAGGAGCUCCUUGAUCUUGGGGUGCUACUACCUUUGCGAAAGCUAGACAGCGAAGGGAGAAUGGUGGUGAUCGUACGCGCGGCUGUCCAUAAACCCUCCAGGCACAAGAUGGCGGACAUGCUAAAGGCCUCUCUGAUGACCCUGGACCUAGCUCUAAGCGACCAUGAAUCGACAACCGUCCACGGGAUCACCGCCAUUUUGGACAUCGGCGGGAUAACGUACGAGCACGCGUUACAAUUACCGCCAAGCAUGAUCAGGAACCUGGUCCACGCUUGGCAAGGCUGCUACCCGGUCAGGAUCUAUUCCUUGGACUUCAUCAACGCUCCCAGGUUCAUAAACGUGAUGCUGAACGUGUUCAGGAGCUUCAUGAACGCGAAGCUCAAGAAGCGGGUGCACGUGCACAUGAAGGACAGGCUGAAGCUGCACAAGACGCUGCCGACGGACAUUUUGCCGGAGGAAUAUGGCGGAUCGGAUGGUACUCUGAGGGAUCUGAUCGACUAUUGGAAACACGAGGUGGAGGAGCACAGAGCAUGGUUUGUCGAGGAGGAAAAGUACAGAUUGACGUCGAUUAACUUAGUAGAUUGACAGUAAUUCAUGGUAACGAGGGAUCCCGUAUGCAGCCGGUCGACCGAUAGAAACCUCCAAUGGUAGAAACGCUUUCAGGCUUCCGAUGGAUCUACGAGUAGCGUUUCCGCGUGCUUUUUGUAAAACCUUUUUUCUUGUUGUUUUAUUGUUUUUUAUACAGAUAAUUAUCGUAAGGAAAAUAGAAAUGUACACACCGUAUCCGGUCUUCCUUAUUCGCCCUCGCGGACGAAACAGAAACGUAAUUCAACUAAAAAGACAUAAUGCGACGGGCACGACCCGCCGUUACCGUACAAAACGUAA
Messenger RNA from Megalopta genalis, 1370 nucleotides. Its product is annotated as retinol-binding protein pinta. The record is from RefSeq and is a predicted model, not a curated record. Gene Ontology annotation, cellular component: membrane. Gene Ontology annotation, molecular function: phosphatidylinositol bisphosphate binding. Lineage: Eukaryota; Metazoa; Arthropoda; Insecta; Hymenoptera; Halictidae.